Molecule: messenger RNA, 1204 nt
Organism: Haplochromis burtoni (Burton's mouthbrooder)
Lineage: Eukaryota; Metazoa; Chordata; Actinopteri; Cichliformes; Cichlidae
Product: RAC-beta serine/threonine-protein kinase
Biological process (GO): protein phosphorylation
Molecular function (GO): ATP binding; protein serine/threonine kinase activity
Source: RefSeq, a predicted model, not a curated record
AGAUACCACUAUGUGACCUAAGCUACGAAGAAGAAACUUCCACGGCGUUUUCCUCGGUGGAUGGCCUGUUCUGGAACUAAACUGUGAAAGCUGCAUUGAAACGAAAUCUGUGUGGGAUAAAGUCACUGAGAUGUGCGUUAAAUUAGGUUUCAUAAAUAAGUUGUGCAAAAUAUAUGAAGUUAAAAGAUUAGCUGACAAACUUUUAACUCAUAGCUAGAUAGAACUGCUAUUUGAUAAUCGCUAUCAGGGCUCUUUCAGCAACCCUACCAGAAGGCAUAUGAUCGCUAACUAGGUGCUGUUGUCACUGUGACUGAGUCUUAAACAUAGUAAGAAUCUACUUUUCCUCCUUCUGACUCUCUCUGGGCAGUCCCUUACCAUGAAUGAAGUCAGUAUAGUGAGAGAGGGAUGGCUUCACAAAAGAGGUGAAUAUAUCAAAACAUGGAGGCCUAGGUAUUUUAUCCUAAAGAGCGAUGGCUCUUUCAUCGGUUACAAAGAGAAACCAGAUUUAAAUGACCAACCUUCCCCACCACUGAACAACUUCUCAGUGGCAGAAUGCCAGUUAAUGAAGACUGAAAGACCCAGACCUAAUACAUUUGUCAUCCGUUGUCUGCAGUGGACCACUGUUAUUGAACGUACUUUUCAUGUAGAAAGCAACGAAGAGAGAGAGGGGUGGAUAAGGGCAAUCCAGUAUGUAGCGAACAGUCUAAAAAUGCAGGAACAGGGGGAAGAGGAACCAAUGGAUGUUCUCAGCUCACCAAACGAAAGCAGCCUGGUGGAGAUGGAGGCAGUUAUAUCCAAGAGCUGCACCAAAGUGACAAUGAGUGACUUUGAAUAUCUGAAGCUGCUUGGAAAGGGUACCUUUGGGAAGGUGAUUCUUGUCAAAGAAAAGACAACUGGAGUACAUUAUGCCAUGAAAAUACUGCGCAAAAUGGUGAUAAUAGCCAAGGAUGAAGUGGCCCACACGGUUACAGAGAGCCGAGUGUUACAGAACACCAAACAUCCUUUCCUCACGACACUGAAAUAUGCCUUCCAAACCCACGAUCGACUCUGUUUUGUAAUGGAAUAUGCUAAUGGAGGCGAGCUCUUCUUCCACCUCUCACGUGAACGAGUCUUCACAGAAGACCGGGCACGUUUCUAUGGUGCUGAGAUUGUAUCAGCACUUGAGUACCUCCAUUCACGUGACGUUGUUUACCGUGAUUUGAAG